AUGGUAGUGAACGCUGACAAUCCCUCCAGCCUCACAGUAGCGAGCCAACAAGUUGAGCAGGUGGAAACCUUUCAAUAUCUUGGUAGCCAGACAACGCCUGAUGGAGGUACCAAGAAAGAUAUAGCCAUGCGGAUCAGGAAGGCCAGGGGUGCAUUUGCAGGUCUUCGAAAUAUCUGGCGCUCAAACCAGAUCACUCUGCACACCAAGACCCGGAUAUUUAACUCUAACGUUAAAUCUGUGUUGCUAUACGCCUGUGAGACGUGGUGCGUAUCCACAGAAAUAACGCAAAAACUGCAAGUCUUCGUCAACCGCUGCCUGCGAUACAUCAUUCGGGCAUGGUGGCCUAACAGUUGGAUAUCCAACGAGGAACUCCACCGUCGAUGCCAGCAGCGACUGAUUGAGAUUGAAAUCCGGGAGCGCAGGUGGAGGUGGAUCGGACACACCCUGCGAAGAGGAGCAAACGAGAUCUGUAGGGAGAUUCAAGCUGACGAUCUUUUACCGAAAUGUAUUUGCGGUUCCUGCUAUCUGAAACUCGAAAGCAUAGAUCAAUUCGCUUUGAUGGCGAACAGAACGGAGGAUGCCUUCCGGGCGUGGAUUCGCCGCCUGCGAGGCCUCAACUGUUCCGACGAGCUGGUGCAAAACGUCAAUCUAGUUUUGCCCCUCUUUAGACCCCAACAGUCGACGGCGGCGACCGAUUGCUCAGGCGACCAGAAAAGCAAUAUCCAAGCAUUUCACAUGAAGGAACAACAACAACAACAGCGGUUCUUCGUUGCCUCCGGCCUUCAGAAGCCGGUUCCAGCGGCCAACUUUACACAGGGCAACAUCACCCCUGCGGAGGUCAGCACCAUAUCGUACAGCGAUCUGAAACUUGGGCUUCUGAUCAAAGACCAGGAGCUACUGAAGCUGAUCCUGAAAGCCCUAAAGUGGGCCGAAAAUGAUCGACGAGCAUCGUUCGAUGUGCUGAUACAGCGAUUGAAAAACUCGAGCUUCCGCGAGAUCCUCUCCAAUCACAAUCUGCUCAACGAUGGCGAUCUGACGCAGCUCCUGAAGUCCUACAUCGGUCAGGGGGUGAUGAACAGCUUCACGUCUCCACCUGCGACGGCAUCAACCGGUGCAACCGUCAACGCUAAUGUGCCGCCCCCAUUGGUGUUGUCGUCGUCCAUUGUGCCCCCGGCGGGUAAUGUUUUGGGAGGCCAUAUCGGCCAUUUUAAACUGGCACCGGUUCCACCAUAUCCAACCAACAUCGGACCAGUGAGCACCGCUCCGCAAACGACAGGAAAUACGUUUAAAAUCGAUGACGCCUCCGUAACGCAGAUGGAAGUGGGCAUUGAUCCUGAUCUUUACCUGCCGUACGACGAUGAAGACAGCAGCAGUGCGACCAAGUUUGACCACAGAUUUGACGAUCGGCAAGAUAACACGGUGACUAUUAAAUUGGUUACAACAUCCGAUAACUCUGAAGACGACCGGAAGAUGAUUCCUGCUAUUCUGAACGUUCGCAGCAGCAACCGCUUUCAGUGCAGCGUCUGCCCGGAGUGUUUCGCUACAAAUGGCGAACUGCAGCAACACAUUGUUCAGACUCAUCUUCCAACCGCACGCCCAAUGCCGUUGAUGUCGGAACAUGGCAAACCGGCGAUCAAGAUCCGGGUACGCAAAACCAAGCAUUUACUAUCGGCUCCACCGCUGCAGCCUACACCGGUCAAACCACUGGUCAGUUCUCCGGUAGAAACGGUUUCCAAAACACCACCCCCUUUGACGAUCGUACCAUUGAAGAUACCCGCUUCAACCACGAUCACCGUGGUUCCAGUUAGCAAACCUCAACCAUCAACCGCGGAAAAUGUGAAAUCAGUUUCCGUACGAGAACCAUUGCAAGAAUCGCCACCAAAGGUGGAACUGACACGCAAGUCGCAGCGAAAACCGGUGAAGAAAGUAAAUCCAUCGAGCCCAGUCCCUUCGCAGAAGCAAAAGGUGACGAAAGCAAAAAAGUCAACCCCAACGCCCGUGGAAGAAGAGCGACACCCGGUGACGAAGGUUUCCCGCAGGACGCCUUCCGCGUUUUGUACCGUGUGCCGGAAAACGUUACCGGCCCGCGAAAGCAUUCGGGAUCACAUGGAAAGGCAGCACUCUCGGUUCGAGUGUGAAAAGUGUGGCCGAGCGUUCAAAAGUGCCGUCAACUUGGCACGCCAUCAACAGUGCCACGCGGGGGUGAUGGUUGAGGGUCAGUCUGCGAAAACGAAACCCCAGAACUCACCAGGAGAUGAGCUGCACAAGUGCACGCAUUGCGACAAGGAGUUCCGGAAGUUGCUUCAUUUGAAGUUGCACCUGAACAAUCAUCACAACGAAAGCAAGAGCACCGUAAAGCCGAGCUCUACCGGUGCAGCCUCCGGAACUGUGACAUCGCUUCGCAAGCGAACGCCGAAUGGUGUCAUUGCAGGAAGCAGCGUGUCUGAAGUUGGCCGUACAAAGCGUAAAAGUACAAUAACUAGAAAAUAG
Molecule: messenger RNA, 2490 nt
Organism: Anopheles cruzii
Lineage: Eukaryota; Metazoa; Arthropoda; Insecta; Diptera; Culicidae
Exons: 4
Coding region: 1-2490 (829 amino acids)
Biological process (GO): regulation of transcription by RNA polymerase II
Cellular component (GO): nucleus
Molecular function (GO): DNA-binding transcription factor activity, RNA polymerase II-specific; RNA polymerase II transcription regulatory region sequence-specific DNA binding
Source: RefSeq, a predicted model, not a curated record